This is a messenger RNA of Umbelopsis ramanniana AG, 1053 nucleotides long. RefSeq lists its product as uncharacterized. The record is from RefSeq and is a predicted model, not a curated record. The transcript has a single exon. Bases 85 to 819 code for a protein of 244 amino acids. Lineage: Eukaryota; Fungi; Mucoromycota; Umbelopsidomycetes; Umbelopsidales; Umbelopsidaceae.
UUUUCCAACCAACGUCUUUUAAUUUCAGUUUUUUUUUCUUUUCUGUUUCUUUAACAACUAGAGUAGAAGACAUAUCAACAUAGCAUGCUGGGAAGCACUCAAGGAUUCGUCGCUAUCCCACAGCCAUUUUCUGAACCGCACACUUAUGACGAUUCAGACUAUAAUGUCGAUUUGCAAUAUUCGUUGAAUGGAGAUUCGUAUGAUUACAAAGAUGAAUUCAACGAAGAUUUCGCUUUUCAGCAUGCCAUUUGCCCGCAAGCACCGCCACCAUCACCCCAAGAACCAUCUUUACUGGAUGCUGUGUUUGCCCAGCGAUUGUCUAAUACGUUGAAAAGUGUAGUGGAAGCAAGGAGACGUUCCAGUUUGGCCUCAGUUCAUUCGGCAAGGCUACCAUCCCCAGCCUCCCCUAUUGACUGCGACUCUAAUUCAACUAUGGAAUCGACUUUCUCACAGCAUGCCGGAGCUUUGAACGAGCUUUUACGAAAAAUCGCUGGUUCCAGUGGUAAAGUGCGGAAGUCACCAAAAGAAGUGCACAAACGUCGAAACAAACGAGCUUCCAAAAUUCCAGUUGCCUCACUCAGGCUUCAUGAAAAAUAUACAAGAGAUCAGACCACGGCGAAUCACAUGCAUCCUUCUGUGAUACUCGCCUCAGAGUCCGCUUGUUCUCGAGAAUCUAAGGCUAAACAGCAACAGUUACAACGAACAGCCGAUGCUGCUAGCAAAUUGCACAUGUUGAAGGUGCUAUCUGAAGCAAACGAUUCAGAAAAAUCAGCAGUACUGGAAGAAUUGAUAUAUGAACUGAAGGGCAUGGGCCUGUAAGCUUUUUGCUUGACUUACCUAUUUGUUCACUGCACUAUUUUUUUUUGCACAUACAUUUUUCUUCUCUCAUGUUAUUUUAGACCUUGCAGUUAUAUCCAUCCCAUAACCCUUUCCUUUCCUUUUGUGUGCCAUUAUUUGCACCUUUUGUUCAUUAGCACUAUUUUCCCUUCUCCAUAAUGUACAUAACCAAUACAAAACAAUUAAAAAUAUACGUUCCCCCUAAAAUUCAGCGUA